CCAGUAAAAUUUAUUUUCAAGAAAAUGUUGGUAGCAACUACUGAAGAAUUGGAAAAUAAUCUCCAAAACAAUCCAAUUCUUGUUUUCAUGAAACACCAUAAUCACCAAGUUGUCUUUCUCUAUCCCCUCUGCAAUCGAAGCCCAAAUCAAUGCUCCUCUUUGGCUAGGAUAGUUUAGUCAACCGAUUUUUGUUAACAUGUUUCCAGAAAUUGAAGGUGUUAUUAAUGGUUAAAUAGAUAAAAACAUCGUUUGUUACAAUAAUCUAAGUUAUCAUUGAAACAUGAAGAAGGAGUUAUAUCAUUUACCAUUCACUUUGUUGCCCCAUCCCAAAUCACCAAGCAGCAAUGUUAUUAGGUUAAUAUCCACGGUUGCUAUCCACUCGGAAAUAAAGCGCUGCAAUCUCCUAAUCUCUAGACUCUGCCAAAAUGGCAAAAUCAACAAUGCACGCAAAGUGUUCGAUGAAAUUCCUGAAAGGGACAGUGGCCUGUGGACCACAAUGAUAAGUGGGUACUUGAAGUGUGGCAUGAUCAGGGAAGCCAGGAAGCUGUUUGAUAGACUGGAUGCCAAAAAGAAUGUGGUCACUUGGACAGCCAUGGUUAAUGGGUACAUCAGGCAUAACCAAAUUAAGGAAGCUGAGAGGUUGUUUUAUGAGAUGCCGGUGAGGAAUGUUGUGUCUUGGAACACAAUGAUUGAUGGGUAUGCAAGGAAUGGCCUCACCCAACAGGCUUUGGACUUGUUCAGGAGAAUGCCGGAGAGGAAUGUGGUUUCUUGGAAUACACUCAUUACGACUUUGGUGCAAUGUGGGAGAGUUGAUGAUGCACAGAGGCUUUUUGAUCAGAUGAAGGAAAGGGAUGUGGUUUCAUGGACUACCAUGGUUGCGGGUUUCUCAAAAAAUGGGAGGGUUGAGGAUGCUCGAGCACUCUUUGAUCGGAUGCCUGAUAGGAAUGUGGUUUCUUGGAAUGCGAUGAUCACAGGCUAUGCGCAAAAUGGGAGGUUGGAUGAGGCUCUGGAUUUGUUUCAGAGAAUGCCUGAGAGGAAUAUGCCUUCUUGGAAUACCAUGAUCACGGGUUUCAUUCAGAAUGGGGAGUUAAAUCGAGCAGAGAAGCUGUUUUUUGAAAUGCCUGUGAAGAAUGUCGUUACUUGGACCGCAAUGAUGACUGGGUAUGUGCAACAUGGGUUAAGUGAAGAAGCAUUGAAGGCAUUUAGCAAAAUGCUGGCUGCUGAUGGGUUAAAACCCAACACUGGAACUUUUGUGACCGUUUUAGGAGCUUGUAGUGAUUUAGCUGGUCUUACUGAGGGACAACAAAUUCAUCAAAUGAUAAGUAAAACAAAUUUUCAGGAUAGCACAUGUGUUGUAUCAGCGCUGAUAAAUAUGUACUCAAAAUGUGGUGAGUUGCGUAUGGCUAGGAAGAUGUUUGACGAUGGGCUAUUGAGGCAAAGGGACUUGAUAUCUUGGAAUGGUAUGAUUGCUGCCUAUGCACAUCAUGGGUAUGGCAAGGAGGCAAUUAAUUUGUUUAAGGAAAUGCAAGAAUUAGGUGUCCCUGCCAAUGAUGUCACCUUUGUUGGACUUCUCACUGCUUGUAGUCAUACUGGUUUAGUUGAGGAAGGACUUAAAUACUUCGAUGAAAUCCUGAAAAACAGAUCCAUACAACUUAGAGAAAAUCACUAUGCAUGUUUGAUUGAUCUUUGUGGUCGGGCAGGUAGGCUGAACGAAGCUUUCAAUAUCAUUGAGGGGCUUGGGGAGGAGGCUUCAUUGACUGUUUGGGGAGCGCUCCUUGCUGGAUGUAAUGUACAUGGAAAUGCUGAUAUUGGGAAGCUUGUAGCAGAAAAAAUUUUGAAAAUUGAUCCACAGAAUGCUGGCACCUAUUCAUUACUUUCAAAUAUGUAUGCUUCAGCAGGGAAAUGGAAAGAAGCUGCCAAUGUCAGAACGAAAAUGAAGGACAAGGGAUUAAAGAAGCAGCCAGGUUGUAGUUGGAUUGAAGUUGGCAAUUCAGUGCAAGUAUUUGUAGUUGGUGAUAAAUCACAUUUUCAAUAUGAGCUUUUGGGACAUUUACUUGAUGAUUUACAUACAAAAAUGAAGAAGGACCGGGAAAUGCCACGUGAUGAUUUAUUAGUUAAUGUGGAACUUUAGUAGUAUGUCAAAGCUUGUAUUAUAUGGUGGAGUUUCAACUUGAGUGGUUGACUUUGAUUUGUGAGCUAGAAAAAUGCUAGAAAGUGGUGACAUCUGCCAAGGUAGGGAUAUUGUUGCCAUUGGAGGUCUUGGAAAGCAUAUAUUGAAGAGUGUGGUACUCUUUCUUCGCCCAAACAAUUCUCGAAAAAAUGAAAUUUAAGUCUAAC
Molecule: messenger RNA, 2337 nt
Organism: Vigna angularis (adzuki bean)
Lineage: Eukaryota; Viridiplantae; Streptophyta; Magnoliopsida; Fabales; Fabaceae
Product: pentatricopeptide repeat-containing protein At2g35030, mitochondrial
Exons: 1
Coding region: 281-2131 (616 amino acids)
Biological process (GO): RNA modification
Molecular function (GO): protein binding; RNA binding
Source: RefSeq, a predicted model, not a curated record